Boeremia exigua is the source of this 1593-nucleotide messenger RNA. Its product is annotated as Tannase/feruloyl esterase. The record is from RefSeq and is a predicted model, not a curated record. Lineage: Eukaryota; Fungi; Ascomycota; Dothideomycetes; Pleosporales; Didymellaceae. The transcript is spliced from 3 exons. The coding region runs from base 1 to 1593 and encodes 530 amino acids.
AUGCAGUCGAUCAAUGUCCCAUCCUCGGCGUGCAACGCCAGCUCCAUCCCAAAUCCCAUCGUAUUCGGGGCCCAGGUUCUGGGCCUUACUGCCACGUUGGUGCAAAACUUCACUCGCGAAGUAUCAGACCAGCUCUAUUAUAACCACCCCUCCAUAUCCGUGCGUAAUGUUGACUACUGCAACGUAACUGUUACGUACACGCACAAAGGUCAGAAUGACACCAUUAACGUUGAGACAUGGCUCCCGUUGAAAGAAUGGAAUGGGCGGCUCCAAGCGGUGGGGGGCGGAGGUUACGUUGCUGGGCGGUUCCCCUUGUCGUACACAGCAAUGGCUGGAGCCUUGGGAGAGGGCUAUGUGACAUCGUCGACGGACGCGGGCCUAGGACUAAACUACGUUCCCGAUUCCUGGGCUCUCAAUAGCCCUGGUAACGUGAAUCUGUAUGCCCUGCAGAACCUUGCUUCUGUGUCAUUGAACGAUCAGUCUCUCAUCGCCAAGGACAUCAUCAAAUCUUUUUACGGGCAGCCGGCCCAGUAUUCGUACUGGAGUGGUUGCUCACAGGGAGGCCGACAGGGGUUUAUGCUCGCGCAACGCUAUCCAGAGGCUUAUGACGGCAUUGCUGCCGCAGCUCCAGCAUUCAAUUGGGCUCAAUUCAUUCCUGCCGCUUCUUGGGCACAAGUGUUGAUGGAAACAACCGGGCAAUUUCCCCCUGGAUGCGAAAUGAACGCCCUCACCGACUCUGCCGUUGCCUUUUGCGAUCUUCUCGACGGUGUCGCUGAUGGUUUGCUCAGCGACCCUGAUAAAUGCUCCUUCAAUCCUUUCUCGAUGGUUGGCAGCACGCUCAAUUGUACCUCAACUGGUAAGAACGUCACCAUAAGCAAAGCAGCCGCAGCCAUUGCGAACGCUACAUGGACUGGCCCUCGAGACUCAGAUGGUCGGUUUCUUUGGCACGGCGUUGACUACCAAGCUCGGCUGACGGGAUCUGACGCCCCAGCGGGUACCACUUCUGAUCUGGGUUAUGCAUCAACGUCAUGUAAUACGAAUGGUACCUGUUCCGGAGCACCCACUGGACUUGGAGAGGCCUGGUUGAAGUUUCACAUUCAAAAAGAUCCUCAGUGGAACUAUACACUGAUCAGUUCGAUUGAUGAAUACGCGCGUCUGUUCCGGGCCUCUGUGCAGCAGUAUGAAUCCAUCAUUGGAACUGCAGAUCCAGACCUGUCCAACUACCGUAAUGUUGGUGGAAAGAUUAUCACGUACCAUGGCUUGGCUGAUGGGCUCAUUCCAAGCAAAGGAACAAGCGACUACUACCGUCGUGUGAUGAACCUAGAUCCCAAAGUCGGAGAUUUCUUCCGCUACUUUGAAGUCCCGGGACUAGGUCAUUGCUCCGGUGGCUCGGGAGGGCAACCAACGGCGACAUUCCGCGCGCUGGUUGACUGGGUUGAGAAUGGUAUUGUCCCUGAGACACUUCCCAUUGAGUUCAAUGAUACGGCUGGAAGGAAGUACGAGAGGUUUCUGUGCCCUUAUCCAAUGCAGACACGUCUUGUGUCCAAACAUAGGGACUCCACGAAGCCAGAGUCUUAUCGAUGCGCUCUCUAA